Molecule: messenger RNA, 819 nt
Organism: Caenorhabditis remanei
Lineage: Eukaryota; Metazoa; Nematoda; Chromadorea; Rhabditida; Rhabditidae
Exons: 5
Coding region: 1-819 (272 amino acids)
Source: RefSeq, a predicted model, not a curated record
AUGGUCAAUUCUCUAACUAAUCCACCAAUUGUGAUGGACAAUAACUUGAAUGCUCUUCUGAGCCCUUUUCACGUUUGGAGCAAUCAGAUGGGUAACACUCCAAUUGUCCCAUUACCUCCGACUAUGUUCAACACAGAUGUCAAUGCUAAUAUUGCCAAGUCUCUUGCCUUCUUCUAUCAGAUGUGCUCUCUACAACAGACGCCUUUCGCAACUCCAUUUCCUCCUCUCUUGUUUCCUACUAUGCCACCAAUUCAGUUUAUGCAGAACGUCAUCCAGAAUUCAACCAUGGCGAACAAUAAUCCACUGCUUCAACCAAAUAAAUUUCCUCUCUUUAUAGUUCCUCCAAUUCCAACAACUUCAGUCAUGCAGAUUCAGAAUCCAGCAGGGACGAAGAAUGCGAGAAAACGCAAAAGUUCCUCUUCGAAAUCUGAAAAACCAAAACAUGUUGGAAACAAAAAUGAAGACGAGGACAUUUGUCUUAUCUGUGAUGAGUAUCUUCCUGCCGAAAUGUCUGCAAAAAGCCAUCUGAAGAACUUUCACGACUACAAAAGACCAAUAAGAUGCGGAUGUUGUCAUUGGGUCUUCUGUAAUCAAGAGACAGCGUUCCGUCACCGAAAAAUGUUAACGAAUCGAUAUGGAGCCAUUGAGAAUCCACUAAUCCUCAAUAAAUAUUCUCCCGGAUUUCAUUUGACAAACAUCGACACUGUGAACCGAAAAUAUGAAAUGUAUCUGAUCCGUUUAGGGAAGGCUGCGAGAGAAAGAAUUUCGAAAACAACGGUGUCUUUCACGGCACCUCCUGAUAGCGACAGCAACAAAUAG